AUGGCUUACUUUUCGGCCGUCCUUUUACUUCUUUCUUUGGUCUCUCAAUCAUGGGCACUUCCUGUCUCCCAAACUGGCACACAAGAUAUGAACAUCACUUAUACUGAUGGAGACUAUCAUUGGACUGAAAUAACAGCCUCGACUACUACGCCAGUAGCGCUUCCCGAAAUAACAACGCCAGUGACCACUUCGGAGUCUACACAGCAGACUGCUAGUUCGACGUCUGGUGGACCGUCAUCCACCACUACUGUAGUCAAUACGCCCCAAAGUACUGGUGAAGUUCCUGUCACUUCAGUUCCGUAUACCAAAUUCAGUGGUGAUGGAAGUGAAGCUGCUGGCUGGCCAUCGAUUGCAGAAUGGGUAUCUUUCGAUCAAAUGUGGGCUAAUAACAAGCCGAUCCUAGAAGUCUCAUGUGCAGCUCAAGGUGUUGAAAAUAACAGUGAGGAAGAAAUAGCCCAAAUGAAAGCAGCUAUAUUGGAACAAGCUGCCGCCACUAAAGUUGAUCCUCGUUUUAUUCUUGCCACAAUCAUGUCAGAGUCUACUGGCUGCGUUCGAGUGAUAACUACGAGAUCCCCAGGAGAUUUGAUCAUCAACCCAGGGCUCAUGCAAGAUCAUCAGGGAACUGGCUCUUGCGAGGGUAUUCCUGCUCCUUGCCCAGAAGCUCAGAUCAAGCAGAUGAUCAUGGACGGUACGGCGGGAACAGAGGCAAUUCUUAGAGGGGGUGAUGGACUUCAGCAAACUCUACAAAAAGCUGCCGCAUUUGGAAAGGACGCACAAGCAGUUUAUGUCGCCGCCAGGAUAUACAAUUCAGGGUCUUACGUUAGUGGAGCACUUGAAGACAAUGCUGCAACAGCAUGUUAUUCUUCCGACAUCGCCAACUACUUGCUUGGGUUUGCAGCAGCUUUAAGUCCUUGCAAACUCGGGAUAGUAUAA
This is a messenger RNA of Glarea lozoyensis ATCC 20868, 933 nucleotides long. RefSeq lists its product as uncharacterized. The coding region runs from base 1 to 933 and encodes 310 amino acids. Lineage: Eukaryota; Fungi; Ascomycota; Leotiomycetes; Helotiales; Helotiaceae. The transcript has 2 exons. The record is from RefSeq and is a predicted model, not a curated record.